CCUGGCGUUAACAGCCGGAGCAGUGCUAGUCCUGACAUGUCUCUCUGUGCCUAUUUAAAUCCGGGGGAGACGGGGGAAGUGGUUCCUAACGCUACCAGCCGAGCUUGAAGCACUUUAUGUACAGAAUAUGAAGGGUAUAUUAUAGCGGGGGUGUAUCAAGAACAUCUCAUUAGUACUUCUAUUUAUUUAUUUAGGUGAGAGACAGAAUGGCAGAGAAUUGUGAGAGAAUGUCAGAAUGGCAUAGAAGCAGUUCCCAAAUAAAUACCUUGGACAAUGAGAAACUUGUACGACCUAAAGAGAAACUGCGCGUGUUAUUGCAGCAGGCAGGUGCAGACAAAGACGUUUUCACCAUGAAAGAGGUGAUAUUCUACCUGGGCCAGUACAUCAUGAAGAAACAGCUUUAUGACAUGAAGCAGCAACACAUAGUGCACUGUGCUGACGACCCCCUGGGGGCUGUACUGGGAGUGGACAGCUUCUCUGUUAAAGAACCCCGAGUUCUCUUCGCUAUGAUCACACAAAAUCUCCUAGCAGUGAAAAAUCAAGAAUCCCAAUCUGUCUGCACGGAACCCAGGAGCCACAGUGAACCGGAUAGAGGGCCUAAGGAGACGGACUCAGACUGUCAUUCAUCAUCUACCUCAGAACGCAGGAGGAGAAGGAGGAGUAGUGACCCUGAGGGGACGUCGUCGACACAAGAGGAGGACGGGUGUGAGUCCAGGAAGAGACAUAGGUCAGACAGCUUGUCUCUGACCUUUGAUGACAGCAUGUCCUGGUAUGUGAUUGGAGGCCUGAGACGAGACCGCAGGAGCAGCGAGUCUUCAGUCUCACACAGUAACGCUGAAGUAGGUUCAUUGGUCAGUGACGCGGGUGACGAUGUUCUGAGCCAGGAUCUGGGCUCAGACUCUGAUAACUUCAGCGUGGAGUUUGAGGUGGAGUCCAUCGACUCGGACGCCUACAGCGAUCCCGAAGAGGCUUCAGUGUCUGGAGAGGACGAGGUGUAUGAAGUCACCAUCUUCGAGGCAGAGGACGAGGACUCGUUCGAUGACGACACUGAAAUCACGGAAGCAGACUACUGGAAGUGCUCAAAGUGUGAGGAGUUGAACCCUCCCCUCCCCCGAAACUGCAACCGCUGCUGGACGCUAAGAAUGGACUGGUUUCCCGAUUCUGACAGCAACUCUGCUGCCCCCAACCUCAAACCCUUACCCCCAAAGCCUACCCCAGCCCCGGCAGAGCCCGACGAGACCGAAGGUCUGGAUGUCCCCGACGGGAAGAGAGCCAAGUCGCCCCUACCCCUCCUCAAAGACUCCCAGGAAUUGAUGUCCGUCUCUGGCCCCGAUUCCCAAGACUCGGCCUGCUCCUCCCAGCCCUCCACCUCUUCUUCGAACUCCAACGGCGUGGGCUCAGGCUCGUCCUCUAGCGCCCCCUUCAGUCAAGAAGUCAUGGCACCAGACUUGGAGCGUUUCAACAGCCUGGAGGCUCACCUCCCCGCCAGCUGCCUGGAGCCCUGCGUCAUCUGUCAGACCAGGCCCAAGAACGGCUGCAUCGUACACGGACGCACGGGGCACCUCAUGGCCUGUUACACCUGCGCCAGGAAACUGAAGAAGAGGAACAAGCUGUGUCCCGUCUGCAGGCAGCCGAUCCAGUCUGUCGUCUUAAUUUAUCUCAGCUGAGGACGGCUAUCGGCUAGACUGUGCAUUCCAAAUAAGCAGUCUAUUCCCUUAUGUAAGUGCACUACUCUCAACCAUGGUCUCAAUAGGACUCUGGUCUAACGUAGUGCACUAUAUAGGGGAGUAGGGUGUAACCCUUAGCUACACAACUCCCUGUUCCUCAAAAACAACUUCAAUCCUAAAUGAAUAAAUAAUAUGUUUUAAUUUUGUUUAUUUGGAAGUGAUUUUAUUUAUAAACAAGAGUUUGUUGACUCUUAUUAAACAAGGUGCCUGUUGUUGUUGUUGUUGUUGUUGUGUUGAUUUGGGAUUGAUUUCUAGUGUUCAGUCAAAUAGCCUUUCUAGGUUUUUCAAAUGGAUCAAAUUCUCUUAGUGGUGAAAUAUUCUAUAUAUUUUAUUAAAUAAAGAAUAUCUAGCAAAUUAACAGAGAUGUACAUUUGGGUUUUUCUUAGUUUAUUUUCACCUCGUCUUCCCUCUAUUCUACACAGAUGAUAGUGUUUUAUAUAAUUGUAUCGAUAAUGACAUGGGGUUUAAACUACGUGACAGUCAAAUGUCUCAAUAAAGUUGUUCGCCGGUAGAAAGAGA
Oncorhynchus mykiss (rainbow trout) is the source of this 2246-nucleotide messenger RNA. Lineage: Eukaryota; Metazoa; Chordata; Actinopteri; Salmoniformes; Salmonidae. The record is from RefSeq and is a predicted model, not a curated record.